Hemisphaericaspora subhashii is the source of this 450-nucleotide messenger RNA. Lineage: Eukaryota; Fungi; Ascomycota; Pichiomycetes; Serinales; Debaryomycetaceae. The record is from the annotation of a RefSeq genome assembly.
AUGAACACCAUAAGCGGGAUAGCAAGCUUGAUGAUCCUAGCCGAUCUCUCCCCCAUCCACUCCAUACUGAGUAUGUUGGUACUCUUCAUCACGGCAGCCCUGAGCCUCUACCUAGCCGGCUACCACCUCAUGGGCAUCCUUUAUGUCCUCAUCUACGUGGGAGCCAUAGCCAUCCUGUUCCUCUUCAUCGUAUCCCUCCUCAAGAUCAAGCACCUAGCCAACACGGUGAAGACCUCGCCCCUCGUGGUGGUGGCCUUAGCCACAGUGUUGAUCCCCUUCGACCUCACACUAGGAGAGAGACGAGUGGUGGAAGAGGCGCCAAGCCUCGCCUACCAGGAGCUUAGCCAUGUGGGAACCUACCUGUACUGUGACAGCGCCAUCAUGCUAGUGGUCACAGGGGUCAUACUAAUCCUGUCAAUCAUAGGGGCGAUAGCAGUAACACGACGGUAA